AGAGAUCCCGUGGCUUUAAUUCCCCUCACUACUUUUUCAGCCCUCUUUCGAUGUGCCCCGUUAUUGUCAUUUGUCUGAGGCGUUCAUUUCCGCACCUGCCACGGUAGACACCAGGCAAAGGCGAAGUAGAGGAGGAGACAAGGACAUUGCGAGAGCCGGGAGAGAUAGACGGUAGAGACAGCCGCAACGACUCGGUUGAGAUCUUAAAGGACAAAAAAAUGCUGCUCUGGACCAGAAUCGUCUUGGUCGGUCUCAUCUGCUUGUCCUUGGUGUCCUCUGGGAUGGGAUGUGGACCGGGCAGGGGCUACGGCAGGAGAAGACACCCGAAGAAGCUGACACCUCUUGCGUACAAGCAGUUCAUCCCCAACGUGGCGGAGAAGACCCUCGGGGCAAGCGGCAGAUACGAAGGCAAGAUCACAAGAAACUCCGAGCGAUUUAAAGAACUGACUCCCAAUUAUAAUACAGACAUCAUAUUCAAGGAUGAGGAGAACACCGGUGCCGACAGGCUCAUGACUCAGAGAUGUAAAGACAAGCUGAACUCGCUGGCCAUCUCCGUUAUGAACCAGUGGCCCGGGGUGAAGCUGCGGGUCACCGAGGGCUGGGACGAGGACGGACACCACUUCGAGGAGUCGCUGCACUAUGAGGGCAGAGCCGUGGACAUCACCACGUCGGACAGGGACAAGAGCAAAUAUGGCACUCUGUCCAGACUGGCAGUGGAAGCCGGAUUUGACUGGGUCUAUUAUGAGUCUAAAGCCCACAUCCACUGCUCUGUCAAAGCAGAAAACUCCGUGGCAGCGAAAUCAGGUGGCUGCUUCCCAGGCUUCUCCUCCGUCACCCUGCAGGACGGACGCAAGAAGGCGGUCAAAGACCUGAGAGCUGGCGACAGAGUUCUGGCUGCAGAUGACGAGGGAAACCCGAUUUACACCGAUUUCAUCAUGUUCCUAGACCAAGAAUCAGCGGCCAGACGGCUCUUCUACGUGAUCGAAACUGACACCGAGCAGAAAAUCGCACUGACCGCUGCGCACCUCCUCUUUGUCGGCACCAAUUCCACAGAUGAGAUGACCGCGGUGUUUGCGAGCCAAGUCCAGCCCGGCCAGAGAGUGUUUGUCUUUGAUGACGCGCACAACCAGCUCCAGCCUGUCACCGUUAAACGGAUUUACACGGAGGAGUACAAGGGCUCCUUUGCGCCGGUGACCGUCCAGGGGACCAUCGUGGUGGACCAGGUCCUUGCGUCCUGUUACGCGGUGAUUGAAGACCACGACCUGGCGCACUGGGCCCUGGCACCUGUCAGGCUCGCCCACUGGGUGUCCUCGUUGCUUUUGCAUUCCGAGCCUCACGCUGCUGCACAGAAAGACGGGGUGCACUGGUACUCCAAGAUCCUAUACCGGUUAGGAACAUGGCUCUUGGACACCCACUCGAUUCAUCCACUUGGGAUGUCAAUAUACUCAAGUUGAAACCUCAACAACAGGAGCAGAAUAAGACUAAAUGUAGGACAAAUGAACAACUCAGUAGAUUAAAAAAAAUAAAAUAAUAAUAAUAAAAAAGAGAAAAAAGAAAAAAAAGAGAAAAAAAGAAAGAAAAGACAAAGGCCCCAGCGGAGUUGGGAUAUUUAUUUCAGUGACUUUUCCAUGAUGUGUCCCCUUUCAAAGAAUGAAUGGAGCCUUAAAAAGUUUCUCUUUGAAUAAUUUAUUCUCAUGCGAACUCGCUGGUGUCACACAAAUGGAUUCCGAAAUGGUGUGACCAGCAAAUUGUGCAUAAUCUAUUUUUGUAUAUCUCAAGUU
Myripristis murdjan (pinecone soldierfish) is the source of this 1781-nucleotide messenger RNA. It is a transcript of the gene shha, whose product is annotated as sonic hedgehog signaling molecule a. The record is from RefSeq and is a predicted model, not a curated record. Bases 219 to 1454 code for a protein of 411 amino acids. Gene Ontology annotation, molecular function: patched binding; calcium ion binding. The transcript is spliced from 3 exons. Lineage: Eukaryota; Metazoa; Chordata; Actinopteri; Holocentriformes; Holocentridae. Gene Ontology annotation, biological process: cell-cell signaling; cell fate specification; smoothened signaling pathway.